Fusarium musae is the source of this 561-nucleotide messenger RNA. RefSeq lists its product as uncharacterized. Lineage: Eukaryota; Fungi; Ascomycota; Sordariomycetes; Hypocreales; Nectriaceae. The record is from RefSeq and is a predicted model, not a curated record. The transcript is spliced from 2 exons. The coding region runs from base 1 to 561 and encodes 186 amino acids.
AUGCGUUCAACAAUCUUUCUCGCGGCCCUCGUUGCCCUCAUCCCUACUGCAUUCGCCGAAGAGCUCAGCGCAGAUGACGUACCAACCGCCUGCAAGACAAUCUGUCAACCCAUCGUCAACCUCACCAACGCAUGCGACAUUGACCCCAAAGGCCCCGAGAAGCACACCGUCAGAAGACGAGACCUUGUCAUCCUUGAUCACGAAGACGACGACGAGCCCUUAGAAGCGGCUUGUAUUUGCACAAACAGGAGUUUCGACGUCGAGGGUGUGAUGGGACUGUGCGCGAGCUGCAUGGCGCAGAACAGCAAGGACACAGAAGAUAUCGAUAAGAUCAUGUCGCAAUGCUCCUUCUCGUCAACCUCCUAUGUCCGCGCAGCAACGAGUGUAGUCUCGGGCAUCGAGGUCCAGGCUACCAAACCGGCUGCAACAAUAACUCCCAUAGCUACGACGACGGCCGCCGCAGCUACAGCGACUGAGACGGUUGGUAACGGUGCUGGGAAGGUCACGGGUUCCAUUAUGGCGGUUACUUGGGUCACUUUGAUGUUGUUGUGUGUCAUGUAG